GCCCGCGGGAUGGUCGAUUAUUAUUACAUUUCGUACGCGUGAUUCUGUGAUCUCUGCCCCGGGCGUUGCCGAAUCGAUAGCGAUGCGUGGUGGUGCCAUAGACUCUGACUCACUUGUGAUAGACUGUGCGUUCUGUGAUAUGUUUGCCUUAGUAUAGAUAUAAUACGGCAUGAACCUUUACAUGCAGUGCCAUCGUGAGGUAAGCUGCUAGAAGAAAUCUUCUAAUUGAUGACCGAAAUAAGGAAACUUUCCGAAGAAAAUGACUUUUCGUUGUGUGCCCGCAUUUCAAACUGUGUCUAACGACAGUAACGCCACCUGGGAGCGCCUCGGCGGCGGCGGGCUGGGGUUGGGCGGCGGAGGGUUCCGCGGCGCGCAGCCCUCGCUCGCCGAUUUCCAGCCGCCCUACUUCCCGCCGCCCUUCGCGCCCUCAGCACAUCCUGCUAGUCCGCACCACCAGCAACAGGGCCAUGGCAUGGAAUACAGUGGUGGCAGUGGUGGGCCGGAAUACGCGCAGCACUAUGCCCCCCAGCAGCUGUUGCCUCGUCACCACGGACACCACGAGCCGCACGCACAUCUACGGCACCACCGUGACCACCACGACAUACACUCGCACCAUUUAUCACACGGUGGGUUCAGCUACGGAGCGGGCGGUGACAGGCGGGCGGACUACGGCGCUCGGGAGCAGCACGAAUUGGCACUCCACCACGCGCUCCACUCCACAGACGACACGCAGAAUGCAGGCAUGGAUGACACGACAGGGUUCAUGACAGACCUUCCAUUAUUAAAAACGAUGAAAGGUCGAGACGGAUUGGGAGGCGCGGGUACGUGCGCGCCAAACGACGUGUUCUGCUCUGUGCCUGGAAGACUAUCUCUUCUGUCUUCAACCAGCAAAUACAAAGUGACAGUGGCGGAAGUACAGAGGCGGUUAUCGCCACCGGAGUGUUUAAAUGCAUCAUUAUUAGGAGGCGUGCUCAGAAGAGCUAAAAGCAAAAAUGGUGGUCGACUGUUGCGGGAAAAAUUAGAAAAAAUCGGUCUCAACCUGCCAGCUGGUAGACGGAAAGCUGCCAACGUUACCUUACUUACCUCGCUAGUAGAAGCUGAAGCAGUGCACUUAGCCCGAGACUUCGGCUACGUGUGUGAAACAGAGUUCCCAGCGCGAGCCCUGGCGGAGUACCUCGCGCGGCAGUACGCGGAACACGAUGCCCGACGGCGCCGGGACUUGCUGCAGGCCACCAAGCAGGUGGUGAAGGAGGUAAUGGAUCUGCUGAACCAGGACCGGUCGCCGCUGUGCAACACUCGACCGCCGCAUUUGCUGGAACCUGCCAUCCAGCGACACCUCACGCACUUCUCGCUCAUCUCGCACGGCUUCGGUGGGCCCGCCAUCGUCGCUGCGCUCACCGCCAUACAGAAUUUCCUCAACGAGUCAUUAAAGCAUUUAGACAAAUUGUACCCGCAAAGCGGCAUGGUGUCAUCGUCGAUGGACAAGACGAAAAUGGAUCCGGACAUCAAGAAGUAACAAAUGCACUACCUCCGCGUGGUCCGUCGCAAGGCAACGCGAAAGUUAUGAGAUAUAAUAAAUUAAGUAAUAACUUGCAUUUUUUAUAAUGGCACUAUUUUCUAGGUUCUAUGACAUAGAGAUUGUUGAUUAUUCCCCGGAGUCAAACACAUCAGUGACGUUACCGAUCAGUCAACAUUGUGACCUGUGGCUAGAAUGCGCGCAACGAGAUAACUAUUUCUACUAUUUUCUCAUCCUAUUUCUAUGGGAUGGGAUUCUAUGGGAUAAUGGGUAGAGACAAUUAUCGCGUUAUGCGCAUCUUAGCCACAAAGGUCAUAAUAAUAAGUGAUCGAGUCUUAGUGUAGACACACAACACGCCCUAGCUGCAAAAUUGCGAAAAUGCAGUCCAUCAGUGUAGACACUUAGCCAGCGUUGCUCUAACCGUGUGUAUUGCAAUAUCAAUGAAUGCCCUACUACUUUCUUUUGUUAGAGAUUUGACUGAAGUAACGCCUGCUUCUAUCCAAUAUCCAAUACUGAUUUGUGUCGAUGAACCUCUAAGGAUCAUGGACACACAUCAUUCAGGUCUUCGUCACGUGACUGGGCAGUUAAAAUUUGUAUGAGCCGUGCCGUGACGUACUGGGAAACGUGUAACUGACAGCGAAUUCCUUAAAAUUUUUGAGGGAUCGGUGACGUUUCUGAGACGUGAUCUGUGUGUAUGAACCCUUUAGCAAAACAAAUAUUUUGUAAAACACUCUACUCGAGACCACGCCACGCGGUACGUGUUAAGUCAAAUUAAAUCAGUCUUUUAUGGCUAAAGUCACCCGAGGUAAACUGUGACGUUUCGGUUUGUGGCAGUAUUUGUAAAAAAAAAAAUCUAAAUAACAACCUUCAACCAAGCAAACUUCCUUAAAUUAAAAUACCUUUCAUCUUACAAAUGCUUUAGAAGUUGUGAAUAUUUACAAAUAAUAUAUUUAUUGAAGUCGGUUUUCAUUUUUUUCAAGUGAUUUAUGGGGUGCAAAAAUAAUAUUAACAACUUUGCCAUUUCUUUUUAGUUUACCACCUACAAACAAUACGUUAAUAAUAAUGAUACGUUAAGUUAAUAACGCAAGAUACUUUGGCCGUCCGGCCAAGUGAUCGUGCUUUUCUGACAACUGUCAACUUAGACAAUUUGUUCAUUGUUGUCAAUAUUGAGAAGAAGAACUAUAAAGAAUAUAGUUAAAAAUAUUUAACUAGAACCUUUAAAAGAACUUAUUGAGAUCAUCCCCUUAUUAAAAAUAAAUGGAUUUUAAUUCCUUCGCUUUUCUAGGAUAUUAGUAAGUAAUACUACGAUUUGAUUCGUCUCAACACGUAUAAUGGGAUGGGUUUUGUUGUGCGAGAGCUGAACAAAAUUUGUUUGUCUGAUGUUGAAUCUAUAAACACACCACUGAAUUUUCAACUGUUUGAGCUACAAGGUAAAUAAUAAAAUUCUGCCAUACAACACAGCUAGCAUAGGCAGGAGACAAAAAUGUAUCCUCCGCUUCAAUUAUAUCCACUCACAGGGGAUAAAAUGUACUUGUCCACUUACCAAAGCACGACAACAGAGGAAAAGAGAAAUUAUAUUAUAUUCACCAUAUUAUUUCCACACGUACGAGAGUGAUAAAUCUUUUGGGAGAUAUACAUUUUGUCCUUUCUCCGAAGAGAAAAUGUAUCUUGCCCAUGCUAGCCAUGCGGAUUGAUACAUAUAAAUUAUACAGUACAAAUAGGUACUUAUUUACAUUUGGAAGUUCGUGACAGAGCGUGACAUAACUGGAUUCGAUUUUUUAGAACUUUGCAAACUGAAAUACCUAAAACGCUUCUUUGUUUAGCCAUUUUUAAUUGCUUACACAAAAUAAAACAUAACA
Molecule: messenger RNA, 3375 nt
Organism: Pararge aegeria (speckled wood butterfly)
Lineage: Eukaryota; Metazoa; Arthropoda; Insecta; Lepidoptera; Nymphalidae
Gene: TfAP-2
Product: transcription factor AP-2-epsilon
Exons: 11
Coding region: 260-1516 (418 amino acids)
Biological process (GO): anatomical structure development; regulation of transcription by RNA polymerase II; regulation of cell population proliferation
Cellular component (GO): nucleus
Molecular function (GO): RNA polymerase II transcription regulatory region sequence-specific DNA binding; DNA-binding transcription factor activity, RNA polymerase II-specific
Source: RefSeq, a predicted model, not a curated record